UGGGGGUGAGGCCUUGCUGUCCUGCUGGUCUGGGGCUGCUGGCUUGCAGGGGGCGGGACCUCCGCUGGUGCAUGGCCCCGGGGCUCAGAGCCCAUGCAGCAGCAGCCCCCCUGCUGUGCAGCUGCUGCUGGUGUGCCCCACUCCUCCCCCACCCUGGUUACACAGACCUUUCCUGCUGAGCGGGCCAGCCCCCUGCCUGGGGGUGAAGGCGGGGACGUCUCCCCCGGAUCCUUCUGCCUCCCCUGAAGAGGACCAAGAGCUGGCCCAGGCAGGGAGGCCGAGGGGAUGGCCCCCGGACCCCCGAGAUCCCCAUGGCAGGAGUCACUGACAUUCAAGGAUGUGGCAGUGGACUUCACCCAGGAGGAGUGGGGCCUCUUGGACCAUUCCCAGAAACAGCUCUACAAGGAGGUGAUGCUGGAAAACUCUCAGAACCUGCUCUCCCUGGGAAUCCCAGUUCUUAGAGAAGACUUGAUCUCCCAUUUUGAGGACAGGGAAGCAUCAUGGAUCCUGGAUCAAAAAGGCCCAAGGACGUCCUGUCCAGGUGAGUGA
Vombatus ursinus (common wombat) is the source of this 549-nucleotide messenger RNA. RefSeq names its product zinc finger protein 74-like. Gene Ontology annotation, biological process: regulation of DNA-templated transcription. The record is from RefSeq and is a predicted model, not a curated record. Bases 286 to 549 code for a protein of 87 amino acids. The transcript is spliced from 4 exons. NCBI's taxonomy places the organism in Eukaryota, Metazoa, Chordata, Mammalia, Diprotodontia, Vombatidae.